GGGGCCAACGAAUGGUUGAGCAUUUGAUGCCACGGCAGACUUGGUUCACUGACUCGUAGAUCUAUGCAUCCCUUCACCACCAGGCCGCUCCUUCCUCGUCUGCCUACCUAAAAUUUCCAAUAAGGAACAGGGAAGAACAAUGGCCGGAGGAGGCUUCCUGUCUUCCAUCAUCACCAUGGCGGUAGACAAGCUGCAUAGCUUGGCUUUACCGUCAACGCCAUCUUCUUCUUCGUCACCACAUAACAAUAUUGAACAAGAGAUGAGUAAGCUGACAGAGACUAUGAGGAGAGUCCAAGCCAAACUUGCCGACUCAGAGGAGGAUAAUCAUGUAAAAAGUCACUCGGAGAAGCUUUGGCUUAGCGAGCUCAAAGAGGUUGCCUAUGACGCCGAAGACCUAGUAGAAGAGUACGAGUACGAGGUGCUGCGUUCCAAACAACUGCAUGGGAACAACAGUGGGACACAUGAGGGUGAACUAGCAAAUAAAGCUGCGGAGAUAAGGAAAAGAUUUGAUGAGAUCACCAAAGAGUGGAAACUCCUAACGUUGCCUAAGAACGCAGGAGAGAGAAAGAGAAGCCCCUUAACCCUAGUUGAUAACAGAGAAACAGGCUCUUUAGUGCUUGAAUCAGAUGUUCUUGGAAGAGAAGAGGAAAAGGAUAUGUUGGUUGAAUGGCUGCUGUCAGAGGAUGAUAUGACAGAUAAUAGAGUUUCUGUGAUUGCGAUAAUUGGGAUGGGGGGACUAGGUAAAACAACACUAGCUCAGCUUGUCUAUAAUGAUCCAAAAGUAAAAAGCUAUUUCAAUCCAAGAGGAUGGGUCUGUGUAUCUGAAAAUUUUAAUGUUGUUAAUUUGACGGAGAAGAUCCUACAAUCAUUUACAGAAGAGAAAGGGAAAGGGGAAGUGAAAAUUCCUGAAACGCUAGAUGGGCUCCAACGUGCAUUAGAAGAGAAUCUGCUGGGGAAAAAGUUUUUACUGAUAUUAGAUGAUGUUUGGAAUGAAGAAUUCACUCUCUGGUAUGAAUUAAGAAAGCCCUUAGUAUCGGCUCAAGUGGGUAAAGUUAUAGUGACCACUAGGAAUCAACCAGUUGCUAGAAUUAUGGGGAUAAGAAGUCCUCUCGACUUGAAUUGCUUACCAUUUGAUGUAUGCUGGCAAUUGUUCAAGAGAGUCACUUUGGGAGGAGCUGAUCAACCACAUCUUGAAGACCUUGGUAGGAAGAUAGUAGACAAGUGCAAAGGCUUACCUUUAGCUGUGAAGGUGCUAGGAGGUGCUCUUAGAAACAAAGAAGAUAUAGAUUCAUGGGAGGACAUACUAGAGAAUAAGAAGUGGGAAUUAGAAGAAACAAAUAAAGGAGUUUUACCGGCACUUAAAAUAUCAUAUGAUUGCAUGCCGAUCCAACUUAAGAGAUGCUUUCAGUACCUGUCCUUAUUUCCCAAACACACACGUUUACAUUCAGAAAUAAUAGUCAGAUUAUGGAUGUCACAAGGUCUUCUUCCUCUUGAUGAAGAUGAUAGAGAUAAGAGAGCAGAGGACAAAGGCAGAAAUUACAUAGAAAGAUUGGCUGAGAGGUCAAUGAUACAACUGAAAUGGAGUGACUCUUUUUUGAUGCAUAAUCUUGUUCAUGAUCUUGCACAAUAUAUAGCUCAGGACGAAUGCUUCUGUAUGAUGGAUAACAAAUUUGACACAAAGAAAUUACAAAAGAUUCGACAUUUGUCGGUGAGCAUAGAAGAUCCUCAUCUACUAAAACAUCUGGAGACAAUAACAGAUCAACAACUAAAACUAAUGCGGACACUUUUUAUAAGAGUACAAGACAAAUCAAGGGGGCGACCUUUUAUUACAAGACAAGACAAAAAUUUUGGAGUCCUUGACGAUCUUUUCCAAAAUUUGAAAUACAUACGAGCACUCCAUUUAAGCCAGAUCGGCAUCAGAGAGUUACCAGAUACAUUGGGCAACCUCAAACUACUUAAUUACCUUUCUAUAAAAGAUAUUGCAAUAAAGAGUAUUCCAGAAUCCAUACACAACCUUUACAACUUACAAACUCUGGAUCUGACACAAACAAAUAUUUCUGAACUCCCAAGGCAGAUUGAUAAUUUGAUAAAUCUACGUCAUCUUUUGCUUUCUCACAAAGUUGCCUUUCUUCCAUCUGGAAUUGGAAACUUAACCAACUUGCAGACACUCACCCACUUCAACGUUGGUUGUGGAAAAAAGCAUUGCGACAUUGGAGAAUUGAAUAGUUUGAUGAAACUUGGAGGGCAUAUCUCCAUUUAUAAUGUAGCAUUGCUACACAGGAGCAUUGCGACAAUGCCGGUGAACAAAUUUUCAAACACAAAACCUACUCUGAAGACAAAAAAGUAUCUUGAUUCUUUGAGGUUAGAUUGGCUUAGAGAGCAUGAUAAUUUUGACCGUUUCAAACAGGAUGAAAAGAAGGCAGAACAACAACUUGCAUACCUCCAACCGCACGUCAACCUCAAGUUCCUUGAGAUAAAUAAUUAUCCAGGUGUUAGAUUUGUUGAAUGGGUGAGUGAUUCAUCCUUCACUAAGUUGACCCGUCUGAUUCUAGAAGAUUGUAAGAAUUGCACUAAACUUCCACCGUUGGGUCAACUUCGUUAUCUGGAAUAUCUUGAUAUAAGAGGCAUGGAUGGCGUACAACAUGUGGGACGUGAAUUUUGCUCCAUGCUAAUGGCCUCUCCAUCUUCUUCUCAAAACAAUAUGGCAUUUCCAUCUCUGACACACUUGGAAUUUAGCAGUAUGCCAAAUUGGAAAGGGUGGGAUGGAGUGGAGAUUGGUGAUUUCCCCAGUCUCCAUUUUAUUGAAAUUUCUAAAUGUUCAAAGCUGAUCAAGUUUCCUCAGUGGCCCUUUAUGUCUUCUGUGAAAGAAAUGACAUUAGGUAAUUGUGGCGCACUUGAUGUUCUAAAUUUGCAUUUAUGGACAAAUUUAAGCAUCGGUAUCAAAACUCAAGAACAUAGCAAGUGGAUGUCCAAGUGUUACUUUCCAACGCUCCAACACUUGACAUUAAAAAGCAGGGUGGAAUGUGUUCAUCUGUCACAGAAACGACUACCUUCACUCAAGACUUUAGAGAUUCAAUCUUCUGAAGAAUUGAGGGUCAUUGGAGGGCUUGAAGGCCUCACCUCCUUGACUUCUUUAAUUAUAAGAAAUUGCUUUAACCUUGAGUUCGAGAAGUUACCAGCCACCCUCCAACAACUAAGGCUCUCCAAUUGUCCUCUGUUCCAUAAGGGGUUAGAAAAACAACCGCAUAUGCUCAAUGUAUUGAGAGAGGGAGAGAAGAGGGAGAGAGAAGAGCUUAUAGAGUUUGAGAGACGUUACCCUAUCAUCAAAGAUUGGAGUGAUGCAGAGCAGGACAACAUCAAUAGGAUAACAUGGAUGAGUGAUCACAAGGAUGACAAAGAGUACAAUGGUAGCAAGACAGCAAGAUUCUUACCAUCGAGAAGGGAUUCUUAUCGGAUGAAGCGUUCAAGGUUCGCCGCGGGAUGAAUUGGAACAAGGAGCUCUGUAGGAAUUUUCAACGCGGAAGUUACCAAUAUGGAUUUCGCUGCAAAUUUCUUCAUACAACUCAACAAGAGACAAAUUCUAAUCCCUACGGUUUUGGAAACCAGAGUACCUUACAUUUUCCAAACACUACUCAGCACCAAAAAACCAAACCUUACGGUUUUGGAGUGCAAAACAGGCCCCAUUACAGAACAACACCCCUAAGAAAGGUUCCUUCAAUUUUGUAGCUAAAUACCAACCUCCUGCCAAGUGGUCCUUGUGACAUUGUUGGUGAUAUCAGUUAUGAAGAACUUCGGUCAUAUGAUGAUGUAAGGCAAGGAUUAAGUGUUGUAUCUUUUGUAAGCUCCAAAGCUGAUUCUCUCUUUAUCUCCCCCCAAGUCAUUAAACUAACUGAGAACACUGUGCUUUGACAGUGUAGAUAAGAUGAUGCUCAGCCAUUCUAUAUUGUCUCUCUGAUAAUCUGUACCACUUUAAUGGUUAGAAACUGGUGAUUAUAUCUUGGAGGGCCCUCUAAUUGUAUAUUAGAUGAAGAUUUUAAAUGGUUCCUGUAUAGAUAUACUGUCUUUUCAUAUCAAGUCUCUUGUAGACAUGUAUAGACUAAAGAAUUAACUCACUGAGCAUGUAGAGAUAUAUCAAGUUAACUUUAGAAAGGUUUUCGACUUAAUUAACUGACUAAAUUUGAAUGACUUUACUCAUUCUUAUCGUUAUAUACACAUAUAUAUUUAAUAAGAAGCUUGUUUUUGAAGAGGAUCAUGGACAUAGAAACUAGAAAUAGGUGGCAAUCUUUUGCAGUUUUACUUAAGUCGCAUGGGAGUUGUAAUUUAUGUUAGGGAUUAUUAUUAAAAUAUUAAAGCUUCUACUUAGUACAACAACAUAUUUAUGUAGAUGAACAAAUCAUAUAAGCUUAAAUGUCCUUGUAUUAUGAUUAUUGAAUCAGCAAUUUAGCAGGAUGCAACCCUAAGCAAUAAAUUGUGAUACAGUUUCUUUACUUUUUGUCAAAUGCCACAAAAGUAAUUGUUAAAUAUGUGGAAAAUUGUUCCUUUAUUUUUCCUAGUAUACAAAGCAUAACAUAAUGUUUGUGUACAAUGGAACAUACUGUGGUAAACAACAUUGCGCUCCUGCCAAUGUUAUGUAAUUCAAUAAUCAGCUGUUAUAUAAAAUCAGCUGUUAAUUCAAGAGUUUCCCUUUUAUAUAAAAUCCACAAAAUAAGAUAAUUGAUCAUUAUCUUGAUAGACAUUUCCCCAAAAUGCUUAAACUUGAAUUAAUGGUCUCUCAUCUAAGCUUUAUAAAUACUUCUAUUAACCCAUACUUCCAUGUGGAAGUAAACUACAGUGGUAUAAUUUUCACACAUCUUUGUUGAAGUCCAGCAUCCAAUUUUUAUUUUUGUAUAAUCUCUACUCAACAGCAUGUUACCUCCAAUCCGAUGAUAGUAUGGACCAUCACCAUUGAUAGUCUUUUUCCAUAAGCUUGCUCUGAUAUUAAGGAUAAUAUUAUAAUAAUUUGUUCAAGAGGACUGACUGGUAACUUGAUAGACUCAACCACUUGCUCAUAGAUGCAUGAUUUCAAGUUGACAGUAAUUCGGUUAGCUAAGGUUUAUCAUCCUCCCAUGUUGGCUGACAAUUUCUGAUAUGGAACUUAACUAAGAUGUAACUGACAUGCUAGAGCAUAUCAUUUCUUUCCCUUUGUUGCCUAGAAAUGCUUAAAGAACCUAUUUUCCU
Messenger RNA from Zingiber officinale, 5217 nucleotides. RefSeq names its product putative disease resistance RPP13-like protein 1. Bases 140 to 3484 code for a protein of 1114 amino acids. The transcript has 6 exons. Gene Ontology annotation, biological process: defense response to other organism. NCBI's taxonomy places the organism in Eukaryota, Viridiplantae, Streptophyta, Magnoliopsida, Zingiberales, Zingiberaceae. Gene Ontology annotation, molecular function: ADP binding. The record is from RefSeq and is a predicted model, not a curated record.